UUAGCAAGUGGUUACGAUGCAAGACUAGUUACUCAUAUUAAUGCAUACGGUUCUUUGGAGUGUGGUUAUCAUUAAACAUGUAGUUAAAUAUAAACAUUACUGAAAGCGAACUUAGUCUUCAGAAACUGACUGAGGUCAAUAGUGGACUGUUGAGAACAAUGGCAGCCACUCCACCUCCCAACUUUUCUUGGGUUGACCCUCAUAAAUUAGCUGGACUGGGGAUGCCAAGAAUGACAGCCCAUUAUCAAUUUCUACUAAAUAAUGGAAUCAAACACUUAAUCACUUUGUCUGAAAGAAAGCCUCCUUACCAUGACACUUGUCCAGGGUUGACUUUGCAUCACAUUAGAAUACAUGACUUUUGCGCUCCAACUUUUGAUCAAAUCAAGCGCUUCUUGUCCAUAGUGGAGGAGGCCAAUUCAAAAGGAGAGGGGGUCGCAGUGCACUGUUUGCAUGGCUUCGGAAGAACUGGAACUAUGCUGGCCUGCUACUUGGUGAAGAGCAGAAAAAUCAGUGGGAUUGAUGCCAUUAAUGAAAUUAGAAAGAUACGCCGUGGUUCUAUUGAAACUCAAGAACAGGAGCAAAUGAUAGUGCAGUUCUAUCAGCAAAAUAAAUGCUGAUGUAUAUUAAUUGUUCUGGAAUCGUGCUGUUUAUACAGUUGUCUUUUAUCUUUACAGUGACUGAGUCAACAAACUAUAUAAAAGUGCUAUGUGAAAUAGUUUAGUUUUGUGUAUGUUUCAGACAGAGCUUUUAAAGUUCUUUUAAAGGACUUGCUGAAACUAAUGAGAUAUCCCAAAGUCACUAUUACAAUUUAUGGACACCUGCAGUAUGCGCAAUCCUGUACUUUCACAUUUGUAAUGUUAAUAAUCAGUGUUACAGCAUUAUUAAAAUUAAAAUUCAAAAUAUGGUGUAUCGAUGGUUGAAAAGACACAAAUCAGCUCUUUGAUCCCAUUGACAAUAUGACUAUAACUUCAAAUCUACAGAUUUUACACAAGUUCUGAUAUCUGACAAGUUCUGUUACUCACACGUUAGACUUAUUCUUUAUAAAAAUGCAAUUAUAAACAGGGUUCGUACAAGGUGCUUGAAGUGCUUGAAUUUGGCUUUUUUGAAAUUUAAGUACCGGAAAACCUUGAAACUAGCCAUUUUUUAUCCAGUGGUGCUUUAAAGGUGCUUGAAUUAUAAAAAGUCAUUCAAUACGAAAUCGCUACAAACUUUAAAGUGUUUAUUUUUGAUAGAACAUGAAUACACUCCUUUCACUCAAUAUAUGCCACCCGGCUGCAGCCCCUCUCACUGUGACAGAGACAGCUCUGGUCCACUUUUCAGACCCCUUUAGUGACUUUGGGCAAACCUUAGCUACUUUCCAUAGAAGAAAGUCGCCAGUAAUUGAAUGUAGUGAUGGGAAGUUCGGAUAAUUUUACUGACUCAGAUCUUUGAAUCUCAUUCAGCAAAAUGAAUUAAUCUUUUUUCCGAGUCAUUUUGUUUUUUCCGUUCAUUUCAGCAGAAUAUAAUUAAAAUUUUACAUGUUAAGUUCCCCAACACAUCUAGUACUUAAUAAACUAUAACAUAAACUAUAGGCUAAUGCAGCCAAGGCCGAAUUAUGAGAAACAGAAAUUAUUUAUUAACAGCUUAGCAUUAGGUCUAUUUAUAGUCAUAUUAUACUUCCAAUCGGAAGUAUCAAUUAUUCAAGUUUGACACACUUGUCCUUAUUAUCCAUGAUGGAGUGGGAGAUGGUGACUGAUUCCAAUAAUGAGAAAACCAAUUACCUGUGGCCAUAUUUGCCAAAGUUCAUGUGGAAUCAAAUAAUAAAUCUUACAUCUUUAUAUGUAAUCUAAAAUACUUUGUCCAAUACUUCGAUUAUAAUAUGAUGUCCAAGAGUUCAAGCUCAAAUUUAAGGACACAUAUAGAGCUAGUAUAGAUGUGUAAUUGGUGAAAAAAUAACUGAAUAAACAUUGAUGUAUGCUACAUGGUAAACAUAUACUUAUUAUAAUAUCAUAACAAUUUCUGACUAGGUCAUACAUCAGUAUUUGGUUGUGGCACUGAAUCAUGACAUUGUGCUGCUUGUUUUUGUUUUCAGUGUGAUUGUCAGUGGUGAAAAAAUGUGAUCAUCUGCUACAGAGGGUGUGCCAUGCACCAAGUUGGAGUUGAGCAAUUCCUGGUCUUGGUCUUGGUCUUUCAUUGAAAAAAACCAGGGGAUAUUUUGCAGACCUACAAAGUUUGAAGGUGGACUUGCAUAAUUUGGGAUUGCAUGCAUUGAUCAGGAUUAUAAUAAAGUUUCAAAUUAAUUUGGAGCAUAUUUGCUGUGACCAAAAACUACUUUAUACUUUAUUUGAAAUUCUUGAAUAUAACAAUCCUUUCACUUGAUAAAGAUUUUUCAAGACUUUUGCUAAUUUCUACAAGUUUUGAUAAUUUAUUCCUAUCAAUAGCUCUUACAUCAGAUUCCUACCAUUUGCUUACCCCUGUGCUAUAUUUGUAGCACAGUUCAUGCUAAGUACACAUGCUUGUAAAUAGAUAACUUGGUAUAGUGUCAGACCUUGAAAAUACGUUAUGAAACUGCUACAGUGAAAAAUCAGAGGAAGUAAAUUGUAGAUGACCUUUCCAGCAGAGGUUUAUUUGCAGUCAACUAAUAUACAGUAACUAUGACUAACUUGGCCUGUAUCAAGAAAUGAAAAGUCAAAACACUUUUAGUUGUAGUCACUUGGACAACAUGUUUAUUUGUUAAAUUAUGACAGCUUCUUUAGUGAGUAAUAAAAUAUGAAGGUUUUUUAGUCAAGAAGUUUAAUCAACGGUCUCCAUUUCUUUGUCUCUAAUCUCUUGAUUUUUAUCAGACAGUGUUUCUGU
Molecule: messenger RNA, 2835 nt
Organism: Ictalurus furcatus (blue catfish)
Lineage: Eukaryota; Metazoa; Chordata; Actinopteri; Siluriformes; Ictaluridae
Gene: dusp23b
Product: dual specificity phosphatase 23b
Exons: 3
Coding region: 159-617 (152 amino acids)
Biological process (GO): protein dephosphorylation; cilium assembly
Molecular function (GO): protein tyrosine/serine/threonine phosphatase activity
Source: RefSeq, a predicted model, not a curated record